AUGAGUCGUGUCCAUCGCUUGCUUUAUCGUGGUGACUACUUAGAGUUUGCGGGUGCUGGAGUGCCAGUCCACAUGGCUGCUAUGUUCGAGAUCCUGACUGAUGAGCUGUUAGAGAUGGCAGGUAACGCAAGGCGCCACCUGAAACUGGCCACUCGCAACGGCGAUGAGUUAAACAGGCUACUUACCGGUAUCACAAUCGCGCAGGGUGGCUGGCUUCGAUGCAGAUGUCGAUCGACGGGAUGCUGA
Molecule: messenger RNA, 246 nt
Organism: Hydatigera taeniaeformis
Lineage: Eukaryota; Metazoa; Platyhelminthes; Cestoda; Cyclophyllidea; Taeniidae
Source: the annotation of a GenBank genome assembly